This is a messenger RNA of Suricata suricatta (meerkat), 7555 nucleotides long. RefSeq names its product helicase with zinc finger (gene HELZ). Bases 284 to 6133 code for a protein of 1949 amino acids. Gene Ontology annotation, cellular component: cytosol; P granule. Gene Ontology annotation, molecular function: ATP binding; helicase activity; hydrolase activity. The record is from RefSeq and is a predicted model, not a curated record. Gene Ontology annotation, biological process: regulatory ncRNA-mediated post-transcriptional gene silencing. NCBI's taxonomy places the organism in Eukaryota, Metazoa, Chordata, Mammalia, Carnivora, Herpestidae. The transcript is spliced from 34 exons.
GUUGACAAGUGGAUCCAAGAUGGCGUAGAAAGUAAUGACAGGAAUUGGAUGAAGUAAUUGAUCACUAAAGAACUACAGUGCUGGUGAGAUGUGUAAGAUUAAGGCAUACUAUUGACAUUUUGCCUUACCAAACAAAACAGCACAAAACAAAACAAAACCACACACAAAAACUUGGGAGAGGAAGGUGGACAGAAGUCAAGAUCCUUUUAAAUUAUAAAGAGCUCUGAUGGGCUAUUUGGGUGAUACCCAGUGCAGUGAGCUGCAGGAUUUUUGUCCCUGAGUCAUGGAAGACAGAAGAGCUGAGAAGUCAUGUGAACAAGCGUGUGAAUCACUGAAGAGGCAGGACUAUGAAAUGACCCUCAAGCACUGCACGGAGGCCCUCCUUUCUCUUGGCCAGUACUCCAUGGCCGACUUCACGGGGCCAUGUCCACUGGAGAUAGAAAGCAUCAAAAUUGAGAGUCUUCUUUACAGAAUCGCCUCGUUUUUGCAACUGAAAAACUAUGGGCAAGCUGAUGAAGAUUGUAGGCAUGUGCUGGGGGAAGGCCUGGCCAAGGGGGAUGGUGCCUUCCAGGCUGUGCUUUGCUGCAUGCAGCUGAAGGGCAAGCUCCAGCCCGUAUCCAGCAUUCUUGCCAAGUCGCUGACGGGCGAGUCCCUGAAUGGGAUGGUAACAAAAGAUUUGACAAGACUAAAAACACUUCUCACCGAAACCGAGACAGCAACUAGUAACGUCCUCUCUGGAUAUCAUGUGGAAGACUUGGAAGGGGGAUCUUGUAAUGGUUGGCAUUUCCGCCCACCACCUAGGGGGAUCACAAGCAGCGAGGAAUAUACUUUGUGUAAAAGAUUUUUAGAGCAAGGACUCUGUAGGUACGGGGCCCAGUGUACUUCGGCACACUCCCAGGAAGAGCUGGCGGAAUGGCAGAAAAGAUACGCUUCACGGCUGAUAAAAUUGAAACAGCAAAAUGAGAAUAAACAGCUCUCAGGCAGUUACAUGGAGACCUUGAUAGAAAAGUGGAUGAAUUCAUUAUCUCCUGAGAAAGUGCUCAGCGAAUGUAUAGAAGGGGUCGAGGUAGAGCACAGCCCUGACCUGUCGGUUACUGUCAACACCAAAAAGUCUCACCAGAUGUGGACCUUUGCUCUUACCUGUAAGCCUGCAAGAAUGCUGGGCCGGGUCGCGUUGCUCUACGAUGCGCACCGUCCUCAUUUUAGCAUCGCUGCGGUGUCUGCUGGAGAUCGAACCACCCAGGUGUCCCAGGAGGUCCCGGAGAACUGUCAGGAGUGGAUCGGAGGAAAGAUGGCCCAGAAUGGGUUAGAUCAUUGCGUGUAUAAAGUCGCGAUAGCAUUUAACACAGAAAUCUUUGGAACUUUUCGCCAAACCAUAGUUUUCGACUUCGGAUUGGAACCAGUACUCAUGCAGAGAGUAAUGAUUGAUGCAGCUUCUACAGAAGAUCUUGAAUACCUGAUGCAUGCAAAACAACAGCUAGUCACCACGGCUAAGCGCUGGGAUUCUUCUUCUAAGACUAUUAUAGAUUUUGAACCUAAUGAAACUACUGAUUUGGAGAAGAGCCUUCUUAUCAGAUACCAAAUUCCUCUCUCUGCUGACCAGCUGUUUACCCAGUCCGUUUUAGACAAAUCAUUGACCAAGACCAACUAUCAGUCACGGCUGCAUGACCUUCUUUAUAUUGAGGAGAUAGCCCAGUAUAAAGAAGUCAGCAAGUUCAACCUUAAAGUGCAAUUGCAGAUUCUAGCAAGCUUCAUGCUCACGGGAGUUUCUGGAGGUGCAAAGUAUGCUCAGAAUGGACAACUUUUUGGCCGCUUUAAGCUUACUGAAACGCUUUCUGAAGAUACUUUGGCUGGACGGCUGGUGAUGACCAAAGUCAAUGCUGUUUAUUUAUUACCAGUCCCUAAGGAGAAAUUAGUACAGACCCAGGGAACCAAAGAGAAGGUUUAUGAAGCUACUAUUGAAGAGAAAACAAAAGAAUAUAUAUUUUUAAGGAUAUCCAGGGAAUGCUGUGAAGAACUUAAUCUUCGGCCUGAUUAUGACACACAGGUUGAACUUCAGUUUCAGUUAAAUCGAUUACCCCUCUGUGAAAUGCAUUAUGCUCUAGACAGGAUCAAGGACAAUGGGGUUUUGUUUCCAGACAUCACUAUGACUCCAACCAUACCUUGGAGUCCCAACAGACAGUGGGACGAACAAUUGGAUCCCCGGCUAAAUGCAAAACAGAAAGAGGCCGUCCUGGCCAUCACAACUCCUCUUUCAAUCCAGCUGCCUCCUGUCCUCAUCAUCGGACCCUAUGGGACGGGCAAAACCUUCACUCUAGCUCAGGCCGUCAAGCACAUCCUCCAGCAGCCGGAGACGAGCAGGAUUCUCAUUUGCACCCAUUCUAAUAGUGCUGCUGAUCUCUACAUAAAGGAUUAUUUACAUCCAUAUGUAGAAGCAGGCAACCCCCAGGCAAGACCUCUCAGGGUAUAUUUCAGAAAUCGCUGGGUAAAGACUGUCCACCCAGUUGUGCAUCAGUACUGUUUGAUCUCAAGCGCACAUUCCACCUUUCAGAUGCCACAGAAGGAAGAUAUUCUCAAACACCGAGUGGUGGUUGUUACAUUGAAUACUUCCCAGUACCUCUGUCAGUUGGACCUUGAACCUGGGUUCUUUACACACAUUCUGUUAGACGAAGCUGCCCAGGCCAUGGAGUGUGAAACGAUCAUGCCUCUGGCAUUAGCAACCAAGAGCACCCGGAUCGUCUUGGCCGGUGACCACAUGCAGCUCAGUCCUUUUGUUUACAGCGAGUUUGCCAGGGAGAGAAACCUUCAUGUUUCAUUACUUGACCGACUCUAUGAGCAUUACCCUGCCGAGUUUCCGUGUAGGAUCCUCCUCUGUGAGAAUUACCGCUCCCAUGAAGCUAUCAUCAAUUACACCUCCGAGCUCUUCUAUGAGGGCAAACUGAUGGCCAGUGGAAAGCAGCCAGCGCACAAGGAUUUCUACCCACUAACAUUCUUUACAGCGCGAGGGGAAGAUGUACAAGAAAAAAAUAGCACAGCUUUUUAUAAUAAUGCCGAGGUGUUUGAAGUGGUGGAACGUGUGGAAGAGUUGAGAAGGAAGUGGCCAGUGGCAUGGGGGAAGUUGGAUGACGGCAGUAUCGGCGUGGUGACUCCGUACGCUGAUCAAGUGUUUAGGAUCCGGGCUGAACUUCGAAAAAAGAGAUUAUCUGAUGUAAAUGUAGAAAGGGUGCUCAAUGUUCAAGGAAAGCAGUUCAGAGUUUUGUUUCUUAGCACAGUACGUACAAGGCAUACUUGUAAACACAAACAGACACCAAUUAAAAAGAAAGAGCAACUGCUGGAAGAUUCCACGGAGGAUUUAGAUUAUGGUUUUUUAUCUAACUACAAACUUCUCAAUACUGCCAUCACCAGGGCACAGUCCCUGGUGGCUGUGGUGGGCGACCCCAUCGCUCUGUGCUCUAUCGGAAGAUGCAGGAAAUUUUGGGAGCGGUUUAUUGCCCUGUGUCAUGAAAAUAAUAGCCUACACGGAAUCACUUUUGAACAGAUCAAAGCUCAGCUAGAGGCUUUAGAACUAAAGAAGACGUAUGUGUUGAAUCCACUGGCACCUGAAUUUAUCCCCCGGGCUCUAAGGCUGCAGCAUUCAGGAAGUACCAACAAACUGCAGCAGUCCCCCCCCAAGGGGAAAAGCCUCCAUCAUACCCAGAAUGAUCAUUUCCAGAAUGAUGGAAUUGUUCAGCCCAAUCCUUCUGUACUUAUUGGCAAUCCUAUUAGAGCGUACACGCCCCCUCCCCCGCUUGGACCCCACCCCAAUUUGGGGAAAUCUCCAAGCCCUGUUCAAAGAAUAGAUCCUCACACUGGGACCAGUAUUCUUUACGUACCUGCUGUCUAUGGAGGGAAUGUAGUUAUGUCGGUGCCUUUACCUGUGCCAUGGACAGGGUACCAGGGCAGGCUCGCAGUCGAUCCGCGGGUCCUCACACACCAGGCAGCGAUGGCCUACAACAUGAACCUCUUACAGACGCACGGACGGGGGUCUCCCCUGCCGUACGGCCUGGGGCACCACCCACCCGUCAGCAUAGGGCAGCCACAAAGCCAGCAUCAGGAGAAGGAUCAGCACGAGCCAAGUCGAAAUGGUAAAAGUGAUACAAAUAAUCCUGGACCUGAAAUUAAUAAGAUUCGAACACCAGAGAAAAAGCCUACAGAAGCAAAACAGAUUGAUUUGGAAUCCAAUCCACAGAACAGAAGUCCUGAAUCGCGUCCUGGUGUUGUUUAUCCCAAUACCAAAUUUCAUCGCAAAGAUAAUAUCAACCCGAGACACAUCAAUCUUCCCCUCCCCGCUCCCCACGCACAGUAUGCAAUCCCCAGCCGUCAUUUCCAUCCCCUCCCGCAGCUGCCGAGGCCCCCAUUUCCAAUCCCGCAGCAGCACGCCUUGUUGAAUCAGCAGCAGAAUAAUUUGCCCGAACAACCAAAUCAGUUGCCGCCCCAACCAAAUCCCGUGGUCCCGCCACAGAAUCCGUUGAAUCAGCUGACUCAGCAGCCACCUCCGCAGCUCUCUCCAGCCUAUCAGGCGGGCCCCGCCGGCAAUUUCUUUAACAGUGCCGUGCCCCACCGCCCGCCGUCCCCUCCCGCAGAGACUGCCAUUCCUGAGCAGCCACCCCCUCCCAUGCUGCCCGAAGGCCACAGCCCUCUGCGGGCCAUCGCACAGCCCGGCCCCCUCCUUCCCUCACAUUUGAGCAACUUCACCGAUGAGAACCCCCCAGGAUUGCCAAUCGGGGAGGCUUUAGAUCGCAUGCACGGGAGUGUGGCUCUGGAAACGCUGCGGCAGCAGCAGGUGCGGCUGCAGCAGUGGACCGAGCACCACGCUUAUCUCAGUCAGGGCAGUAUUCCGUUCCCGCACCACCACCACCACCACCCUCCGCACCCUCCCCUCCCACACCUCCCUCAGCCGCCCGUUGGGUUACAUCAGCCGCCGGCCAGAGCGGACUGGAAGCUGCCGGGCAGCGCCGAGGACGGAGCGGAAGCCCCUGAUGCCAGGUUUCAAGACUUAAUCAGAGAACUGUCUAAUCAUGAUCAAAGUGAAACACGGGAACUAGCUGAAAUGCCACCACCUCAAUCACGACUUUUGCAGUAUAGACAAGUUCAGAGCAGGAGCCCGCCGGCAGCCCCGCCUCCCCCGUCCAGCACAGACCACAGUGGCCACUUUUCUAACUUUAAUGACAACAGCAGAGACAUUGAAGUAGCCAAUAGCCCAGCAUUUCCGCAGCGCCUGCCGCCCCCGCUUUUCAGCUCGCCUUUCUCGCUGCCCUCCGAGCACCUGGCCCCUCCCCCCUUGAAGUACCUGGCACCUGAGGGGGCGUGGACUUUCGCCAACUUACAGCAGAACCACCUAGUGGGGCCGGGCUUCCCCUACGGCCUACCUCCCUUGCCUCACAGGCCGCCGCAGAACCCUUUCGUACAAAUCCCGAAUCAUCAACACGCUGUUGGUCAAGAGCCAUUUCACCCACUGUCAUCUCGAACGGUAUCUUCUUCUUCGCUCCCUAGCUUAGAAGAGUAUGAACCCAGAGGACCUGGCCGGCCCCUGUACCAAAGAAGAAUCUCCUCUAGCUCAGUCCAGCCUUGUUCUGAAGAAGUAAGCACUCCUCAAGACAGUCUUGCUCAGUGUAAAGAGCUUCAGGACCAUAGUAACCAAUCUUCUUUCAACUUUUCAUCCCCGGAGUCCUGGGUAAACACCACCUCAUCUACCCCCUAUCAGAACAUUCCGUGUAAUGGACCCAGCAGGACAGCUCAGCCCAGAGAGUUGAUAGCCCCGCCGCCCAAGACCGUCCAGCCCCCUGAGGAUCAGCUGGAGCCGGAGAACCUCGAGGUGUCCAGUUCCUUCAACUAUAACGUGCUGCAGCAUCUCGGCCAGUUCCCCCCGCUCAUGCCCAACAAGCAGAUCGCGGAGUCGGCCGGCGUCGGCGGCCCGCAGGGCGCGGGGGGCAGCAAGCCCGCCAUGUCCUACGCCAGCGCCCUGCGGGCCCCGCCCAAGCCCAGGCCCCAGCCCGAGCAGGCCAAGAAGAGCAGCGACCCUCUGUCUCUGUUCCAGGAACUCAGCCUGGGGAGCUCAUCGGGCAGCAACGGCUUUUACUCUUAUUUUAAAUAAUCCCUUUCCCCCCUCAAGGGCGAAUGUUUUGAUUUCUGUUUGUAUCCAUAGAAUUAAGAUAGUCGGACUUCAUCUAUAGAUGCACAGUUCCCUUUGUUUUAAUAUUAAAUAUGUUCUCACUUAAUUGCUUUGCUGCUAGACUUGCAACUAAUUUUUUAAAAGUAUAUUCCAUUAUUUUGCAUUUUUGACGUGAGUCUUUUGACAGCUUUUAUGUAGAAUAAAAAAUAUUUUUAAAUUUGUGUAUUGUUACAUAUGUUUGCAUCAAGCUAGCAGCUAAGAGUUAAUUGUGCAACUAUAAAAAAAAAGAAAAAAACUUUGUCUAAAAUGUAUUUAAAAAGAAAAAAAAAUUGUAAGUAGCAUUUACAUUUAUUCAAUAAUAUUACCAUAUGCUGGGUUUCUGUACCAGAAAUGGCCAGUUGAUGUACAAAUGUAUGUUAUUUUUGCUUAAAUUCAUUUAAAAUUUUUUAAAAUAAAGGGGCAGCAUCUUCUAAAUACUUUAAGUUUUAUCAGUUUUUUUUUUUUUUGGUGACAAGAUGCUGCAUUCUAAAACUUUUAUAGUUUUAGACGCUGUAUGACGUGCUGUUGUAAUCUCCAUCCACCGUAGGAUAGAGUCAGAGGCAUUCUUUGCAGAUGUAUUUUGUUUGCCACUGUUUUUUGUCACAUGAAAAAAACAUUGGCAUAAUUAGUUAAUUUCUGGACAAGCUGUACUUCAGGCUUGUUUUUAACGUUAAUUUGAUGGUGUGUGUGCGUGCGCGUGUGUGUGCGUGUUUUUUUUUUUUUUAAACAAAUCAUGAAGCUGAAAAAUUUUUAGGAUUGUUGGUGCUUAGUAGACUUGAUAACUAUUUUAAAAAUGCGUGAAUUUAGUAAAAUCCUUUUUUUCUCACUAUGCAUGUGUAAAUGUUUGUAAUCUGGCUUUCUCCCCUCCUCCCUCCAGUGGUAUAAAGAAUUGUGCCGCUUUAAGGUUUUUUUUUUCCCCCCUCGAGUAAAAAUUUUGGUACCUUAUUUGAUGUUUACAUUAAAAUGUGACAUUAUUCAUGGCAGUUCAAAUAUUUUGCUAACUGUUUUGUUUGAGGAACAUCAUUAAAAAAAAAUCUAAUGUUUGUCCCACAUGUAUUAAAAUUCAUCAAAAUCUGGGGCAAAAAACUACCCUUGUUUUUCAUGUCUUUCGAUUCUUAUAAAACAAUCCCACUGAACUUGUAUAAAAAUAUAAAAUUUAAAUAGCCAUCUUAAAUAUUCUACAGUCUAAAAAUUGUUUUGAAUGAACUUUGGUAGAAUCCAAAGGAAAACAUUUUACCCUCUUAAAACUUGUGGUCUUGUAACACAUUUGAAAUAGUGCAUGUCCUUACUGUUUUCCUGAUUGGGUCGUCCUACAUUUAUACUUCAGAGAGAUCUUGAAACUACAAUAUAACAGUUUUUGUGUUU